Drosophila innubila is the source of this 2601-nucleotide messenger RNA. RefSeq lists its product as uncharacterized. The transcript is spliced from 3 exons. The record is from RefSeq and is a predicted model, not a curated record. The coding region runs from base 776 to 2458 and encodes 560 amino acids. Lineage: Eukaryota; Metazoa; Arthropoda; Insecta; Diptera; Drosophilidae.
CGCAGUCGUGUCUUGUUGGAGAAAGGCUUAGCUGGGAUUUGCACAAAAAAGCUCAGCAACAACAAAUAAAGUUUAACAUAUAAUUUCACUAUGCAAACGCAUUGACAUUGAUUCUUAAACGGAGCUUGCACAAGAGCUUUUGCCCUUCAGGGCUAUCGACUUGUUCACACAAAAGAAGAUCCAGAGUCCAAAAUCAAACCAGUUCACAAAAAGCUUGCACUCGCUGUUUAAGAGAGAGGCAGACCCAGAGAGAGAGAGAGGGAGAGACGCGCAAGCGCACGUGCAGAAAGCGAGAGCGCAGCAGCGAACGCAGACGUCGCGUCGUCGCAUGCUUAAUUAGGACAAGAACUGUGUGGCGGCAGCGCAGUAGACGUCAACGCCUACGCCUACGUCAACGUCGCUGUCAAACUGCAAUGGCUGUCAAACUGUGCGUGCGGAAAUGUGUGAAAAUGGUGUGACAUUUAACAUUGCAUAAUUUUCAAUAAACUACUUAACAAAAAUUCGUAACGAGUUGCUAACAAUAACAGCAUUUAUCGUGCAAGAAAUCUGUAAUAAAAAUUGGCAAACGUUCAAAUUGUGUGAAAACAACAACAACAACAACAACAACAGUAAACACCAUAAGUUUGUGGUCACUACAGAAAUAAAAGCGCAGCUUUGUUCGCUUUUUGUGAAUGAGCAUAAACAAUUGCAACAACAGCAACAGAAAAUAAACAGUUACAAGAAGAAGAAAAAAUUAGCAAGCUACGUGCGUUUUUUUUCUUAUAUUUUCUGUGAAAUGUCCAAACAGUUGCAAAUAAAUUCACUCUCGUUGCUGCUGCUAAUGGCGGCGGCAGCAGCGCUGCCUCAACAACAGCAACAACAACAACAGCAGCAGCAGCAACAACAACAACAGCCAGCAACUGUUGCAACAACAAGCAUGACAACUAAACUAGUAAGUGCAACUGAUGCAGUUGGCACUUUCAUCGAUAGCAACAACAAUAACAACGAAGCAACCACUGUCUCCUUCGAGCAGCAACAACAACAAACAUUGCAAUAUGCACAUAUAACGGCAUUAGAUAAAGAAGUAGUUGAACGUUUGAUCAAACAAUGGGCGCCGAUUGUUUGGCUGGCACCGGAGGAGAAAUUCAUGCCCCUGGGCGUGGAGGAGUUUCUGCAGCAUGUGCAUCCCAUGGACAAGGAUCGCAGCUUCACACCGGGCAUGCCCUUCAGUGAGUACUCCACCAAAUCACAUUUGGUGACCAAUUCCGAGAUGGAGGAUCUGCUGCAGAACGAGCAAUCCUUCAUCCAUGGCCGAAAUCCCAAUGAGGCGCCAGUGCCCAUCUAUGGUGUGGUCACACUCUGUCCAGCACCGCCCAAGCGUCAGCCAGAAGUGGUGGCAUUGCCACCAAUGUCCAGCACACGGGGACCCUACAUACCCGUGUCCAUUGAUCCGCUGGAGGAGCGCAAUGACACGGUGCGACGUUCGUCGCGACUGUUUCCACUGUUCCAGCGUGUGAGGCGGGAGACACCUUCUAUGCCGGAGUAUGCACCACUGAGUGACUACGAUCUGGUCAUGGGAGAGACGCAGCUGGGAAGCGCAACGUUGCCAGAGCCUGCGACAGCGGAGCAGCAACAGGAGCUGGAACCAGAUCUGGACAAUGGGCUGCCAGUGAACAAUUUUAUAGCAAAUCUGGCGGACAAUGUCAAGUUCAGUGGUGGCCCCGAUCUGGACGACAAUCUCGAGGACAACAACAUUGGCGAUUCGCCAGCACAUGAAACGCAGGGAAUCAAGGGACAUCUGCCUGGUUUCCAUGUCACCUACUGGAUGUUCUAUCCCUACAGUCAGGGCAAAACCAUGUGUACACUCAGUUUGGGUCCAUUGGGACGAAUACCCUUUCCGGCUGUCUAUGGUUAUUGUCUGGGCCACCGUCGGGACAUUGGCAGCCACGUGGGCGACUGGGAGCACAUGAGUCUGUACUUUAAUGGCGACGCUGAGCCACAGGCCAUGUAUGUCUCGGCCCACGAUGCGGGCGCCUAUUACAGCUACAAUCGUCUGACAGGCUCCUUUGAGUUCCGCCGCCAGGAGACACGCAAGGGCAUCCUACAGCGUCCCAACUUCCCCAAAACAGUGACAACGUUCAAGAAUCAUCCCGUGCUCUUUGCCGCCAAGGGUUCUCAUGGAUUGUGGACUGCGCCGGGUAAGCAUCGAUUCGUUAAGGUGGCCAGACUAUAUGACAUCAAUGGCUUUGGCACGCCCUGGAACACUUGGAAGGCCGUCGACAUAAGCUACAAGAAUCUCAGAUCCUAUGGUCGGUCGCUGGUUCCCGAUUGGCUGACCUAUCGAGGCAAGUGGGGUAAUCCCAAGAGCAAAUGUCAUCCCUUUCGACGCAUCGGUCUCAACUUUUGCGAGUUUACGGAUGGACCCACAGGUAUUCCUCUAAAGGAACCGCACUUUCAAUGCGGUGCAGACUAUCGCUGAUUAUAGAAUGAUGUCUUGUCUAGAUUCUUCUUAUCUGUCUAAAAUUAAGUGUAUAUUUAAAAAAGUAUUUAUUGUGAAAUUCCCGCCCGAAGGUUAUCCCCAAAAAAGCAUUAAAAAUUGAAAUAAGAAACAUAAAGAACAAU